Xyrichtys novacula (pearly razorfish) is the source of this 5268-nucleotide messenger RNA. The record is from the annotation of a GenBank genome assembly. Lineage: Eukaryota; Metazoa; Chordata; Actinopteri; Labriformes; Labridae.
GCGUCGGUUUAAACUUGGGGGCGGGAGUUAUUGCAGUUUGAAUCAGAAGAACAGCAUCUCCGUCCGGGCCGACAGCAUACCAACACACGGUGAGUCCCACAGGUACAUGAAUCACCUGUAUAUUUAUUUGAAUGUAUAUUUAUGUUUCUUUUGUUGGACUGUUUCUCUUGUAUGCUGAGUUUAGUGAUAAAUAGUCUCACGGCGUAGCUAAUGUACAGACGCCUUGCUCGGUUACAGCUAACAGUGCAGCUACGUUAGCAUGAAGCUAAAACUGAACAGCAGCUAAACCAGAGAGAAAAAUGUUAACGAACAUACUGGAUACACAGCUGUUUAGAGACACAAUAUUAGACUCUCCAGCAUAUAUCCAACCCGGUAAAUCUGGCACAAAGAGAAACCAGCAGCUAAUGUUAGCAGCUGCAGGCUAGCGGUGAGACGGACAGUCUGCUGAGCUCAGGGGGAAGAGUCUGAGGAGGGAAUCCGCUCUCUGUGAGCUUUGUGCCGGUGUCUCUGUCCUGCUGUACCCCGGUCUGAAUCUCACCUUGUUUACCUGUUAUCAACAGGAUCUCAUGGCCUCCCAGAAUAUGGACCCUGCAGCGGCAGCAGCUUCCUCCACAGCCGCACUGAAGGGUAGUGAAAGCGGAAGCAGCGCGGCCAGAGGCUCGGUGACCAAACGGUGAGAUCCAUAGCACCGGUACAGGAACUGAUGAUACUGCUCCAAAUAACUGGAUCAGACCAUUAUUAUCGUCAUCAAUAGUUUUUUUUCUAUAUUGUUGCUCUCUGUGUUUGUUAAUAUCUCCAAACAGCUGAUACUGAUUAUCUGUAGACCAGCAUGUCUUUCUGAUCCCUUCCCCUUGUGUUUUUCUGCCUCUUCAAUCAGUGUGAUAAACCUUUCUGUUGUCAUGACAACUGAUCUAGCAGUAACCAUCUCCCCAGCAUAACAAUGAUUAUCGCUGUAUGUGAUGAUUGAUAUUUAGUAAGUGGGUUUUUACAGCAAAUUAGAGCUUGGAUAGGGUGAGCAGUUCAAAAUGUUUUCUUUCCUCUCCAUGAUAGCCUGUCCUACUGAGUAGAGGUUUCACCAACUCAUUGACUAGCAAACAAGUAGUCACUACAGGGGAAUUGCUAACUAAUCAAAAAGUCAAGGGAGCUGACCCUGGCUGUGACAUGCAGCUAAAAGAGUGUUUUAUGUUGACAAAAUGUCAUUUUCAAUAGUCUGAUAUCGAAGUGGUAUGGUCAAGGUUACAGGACACAGUUCUCAUCAUGCAGUAGUACUAUUCAUUCUGCUUCUGUCUUUCUUACAUAAAGACUGGUCAACCAUUAUUUUAUAAAACUUUUUCUUGUAAAGAUGUAGAAAUUUUUUUCUGUUCUCUCACAGCUAUGCAUGAAACUGUUGGUGGCAAGACUGAAAAAUAGCCGAUGGUACACCACUCAGUUGUCAGCAGCGUGCAGAAGUUUAUAAAUCAUGCUUGUCUCUCAGUUACAGCCAUAAACUGUAUAUACUAUGGACAACUUGGUUCCACCUCCCGCCUGUAUACCGAUUUGAAGCCAAAAAGCUCUCAGUAUUUCCAGGAUUUUUCUUCAUUUCCUGAAACCAGCAUUGCGUAGUAGCGUUGUGCACAUUCAGCGGGAGAGUCACCAAGAGUCGCUGUGAUGAGGCUGUAUCAGGUGUCAAUCAUAGAAUUUCAAAAGUUUGUCCACAGCCCCAUAAGCUUUGCUGGAGGUGGCGGGAUUAAUGACCUAUACAGUAGCCCGUCAACAGAGGGUGCUGUUCUCAGGGUGGCUUCACCCAGCGAGAAGGCAGACACUGUCCAUUCUAUAUACAGUCUAUGGUUACAGCCAUCUGCUUUUUCUGUGGUUAACUGAAGACAUUUCAGACAACAAGCUGGGACCUGCUUUUCUUGUACACUUAAGCAGGAUUUGCCUUGAGGAAGAUGGGAUCUCAGCAGAGCGAAAACUUUAGUGUCUGAUCGUUAUUGGCAGAAUUGUUGACUAAAACAAGAAUCGCAUUUUACUGCGUCAAAAACAUCGGAAAACAUCAGUGACAGCAACAUAACUCCUGCCAAGUGCUGUUAAAGGUUUUCCCAAAAUGCAGAAUGAGGAUGUUGAUGGGCCCAAUGCUGUUUAAAUUAAUUACCUACCCUUGCUGAUCACAAAUUAUCUGCCAAAUUAAAGGGCUGGUUAUCAUCCCAGAUAGAUUCUCCCUUUCGUUUAACUACUGCAGCCUACCAAUGUGAUGUUUGCUUGGAAGCAGCACAUGAAUGCUUGAGGCAGUUAGCUUUGAUACCCCUAUUUAAACAUAAAUUUAGCAGAUCAAUGAUGCCUCUUUCUUAUCAAUACACUUUUCGCUCAGAGUUGACAAGGUGUUCUUAUCUGCAUGACUGGUACCCUAGUUGCAAUGUUAAGUGCAUAAAGUAAAAGAAUUUGACGGUUACAGAAACAGUAGAUAACAGACAUAGUACAAUAUGAAGAACAUGCCAAGUAUAAUGUAAAGGAGGUGAGCUAGAGUUUGUCAAACAUCUUUAAAUGAUGAUCAAAAUGCCUGACUUUAUGUCUCUCACUGUGUCUGCAGGUUACAACAGGAGCUCAUGACUCUGAUGGUGAGUUUAUAUCUGUGUUUAUGUGUGAGUUCACCUCAUAAUCUGGUUUCACUACUUUCAUAGUGACGAUUUACAGCACAUACUCUUGACCUUGGGGCAGAUACGUGUAUUGAUUAUUAUUAUUUUUAUCAUUAUUAUUGGUCAAGCCAGUGUGUUGUGCUGGUCUAACCCUUUGAAGGGUUAUAUUUGAAGUGAGAUUGUAUGAGUUACCUAUUGUAGCGAGUGUUUUAGCCACAAUGCAUUCCAGUCAGCACAGUCACUUUUUAAAGGGAAACUGCAGACAGUACUGGGGCAUUAGAUGUUAUCAUUUUCUGCAGACAGGGUGACUGACACAUUAUCUAGCAGAUUUAGAGGGAAUGUAACCCAAUAAUUUGUUUCAGUUAACGUGUACGCUCUAUCCAAAGGUUUUUCAGCCCAUUUCAUGGCAUCAGGAAGCUUAAAUUCAUAUAAAGUGGGGACUUCAUCAUCAUAGAUCCCACCUUGGGCACAAGAGACCUUUUUUUGUGUGUUAGGUCUACAAAUUGUGCCAAAACAAAUUUUGUUGGCAACGUGCAUACUUAAACUGAGAUGAGUGUUGGGGUUAGAUUUUCUCGAAAUCGGCUUAAUUACAUGGCAGAGUCAGUCGUGUCUGCAGGACACUAUAGCAUACCUCGCCUUCUGUUUGUAACAGCAGUUUCUCAUUCAAGAGGUCGAGCUGACCGACACCCGUUGUGGCCAAAAGACUUAGCAGAGACAUGUUUCUCAUCAAACUCACUUAAAAAGUGAGUAUGAAAUGUCCCCCUUUUUAUAUGGAGCAACCAUCCUGGAUUGAUAUUCCUUUGAGUUUUGGAGUGUCAAGUAGUAAUCUUAGAUUUUCUAUCUUUUGAGAUUAAAUGGGACAAAAAAAUAAAAAUGUAUAAUUCUUUGGUGAAAUGCACCCGUUGGAGUUGUAGUUGUCCUUCAGUUGAUGGCUUUCCCUGACCUUUGCCUUUCUCUCCCUGGUGAUGGUGCAGAUGUCAGGCGAUAAAGGGAUCUCAGCGUUUCCAGAAUCAGACAAUCUCUUCAAGUGGGUGGGAACCAUCGAAGGACCUCAGGGGACGGUAAUUCAUCAAUCAAUCAAACACUAAAUAACACCCUUGACUACAGGGCUGCUGUGGGGGAUUCACUGUCUGAUCAGACAAUCUCAGGGUCAAAAAAGCACAUCAAUAAGUUUAUUAGACAGAAAUCAUAGUUUGUCUGUCUGUCUUUCAGGUGUAUGACGGGCUCAGGUACAGGCUGUCUCUGGAGUUCCCAGCUGGUUAUCCGUAUCAGGCUCCCCGUGUAAAGUUUGUUACUUCCUGUUUUCAUCCUAACGUGGAUGAGAAUGGGUUUAUCUGUCUCGACAUCCUGAAGGACAAAUGGUCGGCGCUUUACGACGUUCGCUCGAUCCUGCUGUCCAUCCAGAGCCUGCUUGGAGGUAACCAGUUUAAUCAGUUUCCCCACAUUAAUCAUUUCAACUGGUUUAACCAGUACAGAUACUAUUAAAUAUACACUAUAAAUGUAUGUGUGUGUCUGUGUGUGUAUUUGGUCCCACCUGAAUUCAGUAGGAUUCUGGGCUGGUCUAGAGUAAUCUGAUCAGAAAAGAGCUAAAGGAUUUAAUUUAAUAUUAUAAUAAAGUUGUUCAUGUACAGAUUCUGAUUCCAGGGGCUAAAAUAAUAAAAUCUGGAAAAGGAAGCAAGAAAAGAGAUUCUUGCCCCCUGUAUUGUAAAUCCUCUUCAAAUCCUGCAAGAGUAAUUGAAACACAGAAACUCAACUGAUUACCUAAGCAAGAGUAAAAAUGUAGUUCCUGUAAUUUUCCCUUUGAAUGCUCAUGGUGUGUUUUUUGGUCUCCAUCAGAACCAAACAAUGAGAGUCCUCUGAACACAGCUGCUGCUGAACUCUGGGAAGACCAGGAAGGUGAGAUUAUUCACUCUGUCAGAUUAAAGCCUCACUGCUCUAAACCUGUGAAUCUUGUAUCUAAAAUAGAAAGUUUUAACAGGCCUAGAGAAAAAAAACAAUGGGGAAAUAAGUGAUUUUUUUUUUUUUUAAAUCUGCUAAAUAUAAUUCACUAAAAUAAGGUUAAAUAUGAAUUUUUAAAAAGGACGUUGUCUGCCUAUCCACCCUUUUUUAAAAGAAAAUAUUUUCUUAUCCUCUUGACCUCUUUUACAAAUACUCUUCUCAAGCUUCAUUAGAUAAAUUACAUUGAAUUUUCUAUAACUGUUUCCUGAGCUUCUGAGGCUGACAGAUAAAUCAUGAACUAAAGGAGAGGUCUCAUUCUGAUUGCUGACAAUCCUGAUGUAAAAUUGGAUGUUAUCUUAUAUUCAUAAUCUUUCAGGCAUUGCUCAGCCCCCUGUCACUUUGGCAUUGAUCCAUCAUUAGCUGUUCUGUCUCUUUCAGCCUAUAAAGCUCUUCUACACUCGAAUUUCCAGAAGUGAGCCAGUCCACGUCUUCUUUUGUUUGUCUUCUGUGUUUGUACAAUAUUUUUAUGUUUGUUCACAUUCGUGUAUCAAUAAAGUUCUUAAUUCAACUCAUACUCGGGGGUGUUUGAUGCUGAUGCUUGAUUUGCCAGAAAAAAAUCAGAUGCACAUUUGCACAAAUUUGUUAAGCACUUGCACUUUAAAAAAAAUCAAGAUAUCCAUAACUUUAAGAAACAUUCAAAUAACAUAAUGGAGGAGGU